Molecule: messenger RNA, 2783 nt
Organism: Malania oleifera
Lineage: Eukaryota; Viridiplantae; Streptophyta; Magnoliopsida; Santalales; Ximeniaceae
Exons: 18
Coding region: 339-2384 (681 amino acids)
Source: RefSeq, a predicted model, not a curated record
GGGACCCAAAAUUGCGGAGAAGGAAAUUUGCAUAGCGGCCAGGGCGGGCUUGUGAACAGAAGCAGGAGGGCUGUUCAGUAAUUCCAAGGGUGGAAAGAAAGCGCGAAAUCAAAGCAGACGACUCGAGCUAAACGUUCACUUUGCUAUGCCCAACCGCUGACUCUUUCAUUUUCUCCGCCUGCUCUCACCCCAUCGGAACAAUUCUACAUGGUGCAAUCCAUCUCUCUGUAUUGAUGAAUUGAUUCAUUGCCUCCCUGCAACAAUCUGCCGCAUUGGUUCACGAAAUCUCUUCAAUCUGCAUUUCUCUCUCCCAAAAUUGGCCUCAGGAAGAGGGGAAAAUGUCGUGGAUUAGAUCAGCGGUGAACAGAGCCGUCGAAGUCGGCGGCAAGAGCAACCUCACUCGCACCGUUAGGAACUACGCCGAUUCCGUCGUUCAACACGCCGGUCACGCUGUCACCGAGGGCGCUAAGAUCCUCCACGAUCGCAUUGGGGCUCGGAACUUCCAAAGCUUUAAGCAAACUGUAAAGAGAUUGGAAGAUGUUUCUGUCUCCUGUAGGGGGCUUGAAAGAAUCCAGUUGCUAAGAAGGUGGUUGGUUGCAUUAAAAGAAGUUGAAAGAAUAUCUGAACUUAAUGGUGAUGAUAACAAAAAUAAUCCUCAAUUGAAUCAUACUUCUGAUGAAUUAAAGGAUUCUCCCAGAAAACCUUUGUUGGUCUUAUAUUAUGAUGAUGAUCUCGGGGUUGAACCAAUGAAUUUUCACGAUGUCUUCCUUCAUAGUCAAGCUCUUGAGGGCAUAACAUUAUCAAUGAUUCUUGAAGCACCAAACGAAGAAGAAAUUUCUCUGCUUCUGGAGAUAUUUGGACUGUGCCUAACAGGAGGAAAAGAUGUUCACACUGAAAUAUUGAGCAAGAUACAAGAUUUGGCCAAAGCGUUCUUGAGCUAUCAGGAGGAAGUGCUGGCAAAGCGGGAAGAAUUGCUGCAGUUUGCACAGGGAGCAAUUGCUGGACUGAAAAUAAAUGCUGAUCUUCAAAGAAUAGAUGCUGAAGUCUCAAGUUUGCAGAAAAAGCUUAAGGAAAUGAAAGCACGUCAAGAGUCUUCAAGUGAAGGUCAUGAAAAAUUAUCAGAAGAAUCAACUCUUUUAACGAUAGAGGCUUUGAAAGAAGCGCUUGCACAAAUUCAACUAUGUUCCCAGAUGGAGGCACUCUUACUAAAGAAGAAGUCCUUAAAUCAUGUGGAUUCUCCGGAGCUUCAUGCUCAAAAGGUUGAUAAAUUGAAAGUAUUAUUUGAAUCACUUGCUAGCUCAACCUCGAAAGCUGAAAAGCGCAUUGAAGACCACAGAUCUGAAAAAGAAGAAGCACUCAACUUUCGUGUGGGCAGGGCCAGUGAGGUUAUCCAACUUGAGAAGGAAUUGGCAACUGAGAUUGGAGCACUUGAGAAGAAAAAAUAUGAACUUGAAGCUGAACUGAAAAAGGUCAAUUCCUUGUUGGCUGCUGCACUUGCACGUCUUAACAAUGCCAAGGAAGAAAGAGAGCAGUUUGAUGAAGCAAGUAAUCAGAUUGUCGCACACUUGAAAACUAGGGAGGAUGAGCUAUCGAGAUCUAUUGCUUCCUAUAGAGCUGAAGCAGAUGUUGUCAAUACAUGGAUUAGUUUCCUAGAAGAUACCUGGGUUCUGCAGUCCUCCUAUACUGAGCAAAAGGAGAAGCAGGUUAAUGACGAAUGGGAGAGAUAUCAAGAAUACCUUAUAAACUUGACCAUUUGUCGGCUUUCUGCCUACAAGGUAGAGUUGCAGCCUUCUUUUGCACGUGUAAGGAAACUUGUGGACAACUUGAAUUCUACUGAAGGUAUGGAUGUUGAACACUCUAGCACCGUAAAUCCAAGGAAAAAUCUUGAAGAGGAAUACCUGGAUUUUGAGGCUAAGUUUAUAACCACAUUCAGUGUAGUGGAUAGCAUCAAACGGCAGUUUUAUGUUCAAAGCGAAAAUAUUUUCAGGAACCCUGCUGCCUCCAGGAAAGAUGACCAAAGGGUCAAAGAACUGUUUGAUGCUCUUGAGAGAAUGAAGGAUGAAUUUCAAUCAAUUGAGAGACCAGUUUUGGACAUAGAAACUCCAAGGAAAGGUGCACAAGUAGCAUCCGAAAAGGAGCCCCCAGAGAGUCCAUCCUUUAGCCCCAAGAAGACAGCCGAGCCACUGGAUUGGAAACAAGAUGGUAAGUCCAGGUCUCCCACUAGUCAGGAAGAGAAGUUGGUGGGUCCAGAUGUCGAACUAGCAAAGCUGGAGUCUGAACCUCAGAAGGAUAGCAGAGACUACUUGGCAGAGGAGAUCACUGACUGGGAAUUUGAUGAACUCGAAAAGGAAUUGAAAACCAAUGACCCAUCAAAGAGGACAUAGUCUAGACCCUGUUGUUAUAAGCAUCUCUGGUACUUCCAUAGCAAGGUGGCAUUUGUCACACCUAGAGGGGAAAAGAAGCAGUAUUCUUUUUUCACAGACAAUCUUUUCUCCAACAAGCUGCAUUUUUAAGUUAUAGUUGCAUUAGAAGACCUUGGGUCUCUUAAGUCAGCUGAAGAAGCAGUAUUCUCUUUUCACAGAUAAUCUUUUCUCCAACAAGCUGCAUUUUUAAGCUAUAGUUGCAUUAGAAGACCUUGGGUCUCUUAAAUCAGCUGUAAAUUCUCUGAACUUGUAAUGUGGGUCAUUGGAACAAAUGUAACUUGUCUUGGGUCAAAUGGAUGUUUGCCUUGGUUUAUGUGAAGGAUUUUCCAAGGUGCGUCUUAAAUAAUUUUGUCUUUGAAU